Molecule: messenger RNA, 561 nt
Organism: Morchella importuna
Lineage: Eukaryota; Fungi; Ascomycota; Pezizomycetes; Pezizales; Morchellaceae
Exons: 1
Coding region: 1-561 (186 amino acids)
Source: RefSeq, a predicted model, not a curated record
AUGGCCUCCGCGCCUACAGCUUCCACCGCACCCCCAAACCUCGAUAGAGACUUCUACAACCCCCACCUCUCCGUCUCCCUCAACCCGCGCACCCACCUCUUCAUCUACAAUUUCGGAAGCCCCCCACGCCUACGCAAGCCGCUGCGCCCCCGCCGCAGCCUCGAGCCCGUCCCCAUGGUACCCAGGCGGCCGGGGCUGUUGGUGCAGAGGAUGACGGCGAUGCAGUUGAGGGAGACGUAUAACCCAUAUUUGAAGUACCGGGAGGAUACGUGGAUGGCGGAGAUGGAGUGGAGGAGGUAUAAGUUGUUGAGGAGUGAGGUGGAGGGGGAGGUGGAGGGGGAGGGGGAGGUGGGGAGAGCGGAGGUAGAGAGGUAUGUGCAGGUGUUGAGGGAGAGGGGGAGGAGGGAGGAGGAGCGGGAGGAUGGGAGGAGGGCGGUGGCGUUGUUGGGGAAGGUGCAGACUCGGGCUGGGAAGGGUGUGGGCGGUGGUGGGCAGGGGAGUAGAGGUGGGCUUGGCAAGGGUGGUAUUGUUGAUAAUGGCCGGGCUGAUUUUGCUGAAUGA